Molecule: messenger RNA, 258 nt
Organism: Rhizoctonia solani
Lineage: Eukaryota; Fungi; Basidiomycota; Agaricomycetes; Cantharellales; Ceratobasidiaceae
Exons: 5
Coding region: 1-258 (85 amino acids)
Source: RefSeq, a predicted model, not a curated record
AUGCUUGACCCUAAAAUGACACCCGAAGGCCGUAUAGUUAGAGACACGGUCAUCUCACAAUAUGUAACUGUUUCUGGACUCGCGCUACUCUUAUACGAUCACUGCCUCACUUUGGCCGCUGAAGUUGAAUUGGUCUGGCCAGCUAAAAUGAGCCCAGUCAAAUGCGCAUUCCUGAUCAAUCGAUACGUAUGCCCCCUAGUAUUAUCUUUCAUAUGCGCAGUGAACUCUGGGCAUUGGAAGAACUUAGACGACAAAUAG